AUGACAAGAAACGACUUGGAGAUGUUAAUGUUAUACCUUAGUUUUUCUACAAAGUACAACAUUUGAGGAUUAAAGAUGGAGAGCCUUGUGAUCAGUCUCAUCUUCCUUUGUGUCAGAGACAUAACCCUCUUCUGCAAAGAUCUUGACCAAAGUUCUCCAAUAUCGAACGUGCAACGAUCGUGCAGGGAAUAUCAUCAUUGCAAACUCCCCUGUCUCAAUCAACCACGUUGUCAACCCAAAAUAAAAUGUAUGAUAGAAUGGAAGUAUGGAUCUGGAACCUCAAAAAGUGUCUUAUACAACGAAUCUGUAACCUUGGAUCGUGAAGGACAUCUUCAUUUUCUGAACAUAAGCAAAUCUGCCGGGAAUAAGAAUUACACUUGUGGAAUGUGGAAUGAGAGGAUAAAUCUAUACAGAAUGGUCAGCAUUACAUAUCUCAAGAUAAAUGGUAACUGA
This is a messenger RNA of Saccostrea cuccullata (small rock oyster), 453 nucleotides long. RefSeq lists its product as uncharacterized. The record is from RefSeq and is a predicted model, not a curated record. NCBI's taxonomy places the organism in Eukaryota, Metazoa, Mollusca, Bivalvia, Ostreida, Ostreidae. The transcript has 3 exons. Bases 76 to 453 code for a protein of 125 amino acids.